AUGCAAAAUAAUACAUCAUAUACAAUAUUUGAUGGUACCGAUUUAGGUGCUGAACGACAUGGUGGUCUCAUAUAUCGUCUUUAUCAUAAAAGUUUAAGUAAAUCUCAUGCAUAUAAUCAAUAUUCAUUUUCAUUUGUUGAUAUAGUUGUAUUAAAUGACAGAGGUUCAAAUUAUAAAUAUUCAAGUAAUGAAGCACGUAUUUAUUGGCCUCCGAUGCUAUUAUCAUAUGGUUGUUUUGAUCGUUUUGUUGAUGUUCAAUUUGGUCAUUUAACACUUCGUAUUUUAUCAACAAAUGAUAUGAAACAACAUUUAAAUGAUAAUUGUGGAAAAGAUUGGCCUUAUGUUGCAUGA
Rotaria sordida is the source of this 351-nucleotide messenger RNA. Lineage: Eukaryota; Metazoa; Rotifera; Eurotatoria; Philodinida; Philodinidae. The record is from the annotation of a GenBank genome assembly.